Hibiscus syriacus is the source of this 1664-nucleotide messenger RNA. RefSeq lists its product as uncharacterized. The transcript is spliced from 13 exons. NCBI's taxonomy places the organism in Eukaryota, Viridiplantae, Streptophyta, Magnoliopsida, Malvales, Malvaceae. Bases 95 to 1480 code for a protein of 461 amino acids. The record is from RefSeq and is a predicted model, not a curated record.
UACUCGAAUCUCUGUUCUCAAACUCUGUUUCUGACACACAGAUUUUGACGGAUCAAUCAUUUUCUCCUUGUCUCCUCUGAUCCCAUCUCUUUUCAUGGCGAUCGCCGCUGCUUCUUCCUUCUCCGUCGGUCCUUCCCGGUGUCAUUUCUGUCAAGUAGAAGGGGCUUAUUACUCACCAUUACUUGGUGUCAACAAUGGUUGGAUCAAACAUACAUUUGAUGGCGGAAAAGCGAACGACUUGCCUGGCAUAAGUUUCAGAUGCAAGGAUCCGUUCUUCGGAUCAACGCAAUUUCAUUGGUUAUCUGUGGGACGCGAUCUUUCCCUUUCAAAAGUUUUAGUUGCUGCGGAUUAUUCUGAUUCAGUUCCUAAUUCAUCGAGUUAUGGAAGUAACCAAGGCUAUCACCCUCUUGAAGAAAUUAAGGUUUGCAAGAGGAUCCAGGAAACAAAACUAUCAUCAGCUGAAAUAGCAAGGACAACUGUCGAGGCUAACAGCAAUGCUUUGCUAGUCUUUCCCGGGAUGGUACAUUCUGAACCUCAUGAACAGAUUUCAUGGGCUGAGUUUCGGUAUGUUGUUGAUGAUUAUGGAGAUAUCUUUUUUGAAAUUUUGGAUGAUGAAAAUAUCUUAAAAGAUCGUGGAGCGAGUAACCUUGUGAAUGUUCUGAUUGGGAUGGACAUCCCAGUACGAGACAAUAACCAGGCAUCCGGUGACUUUAACUUUUCAGACAUUGGGACCGAUGACGAAUUUCUUCUUGAUGAGGAAUAUUUUGAGGUUAUGGAUUCUGAAAUAUCUGAGGCUCCAGUUUAUUGGGGGAUGCCAGAUUUGGCUAAUACCAGCUGGGUUCAUCCUAUUUAUUUUUCCAAGUGCUUGAUGAAGGCUGUACUUGAGGAACAUGAAAGAAAAAUGGACCAUCCCUCGAAUGGGGUAUCAAUUGUCGGUUGCCUUCGACCAGUCUUCGCCGAUGAAGAGGCAUAUCUAAGAAGGCUAUUCCAUUUUGAAGAUGACGAAGGAUAUGCCUCAAACCGGAAAGAUGGCGAAGUUCCCAAAUUUAGUUCCAAAUAUGGUGGAUGUAAAAGUGGGUCAACACUUUAUCGGUUGGAGAUGAUGCGAAUUGAAUUAUUCUCUGUAUACGGUGUCCAGUCCUUAAUUAGCUUGGAAGAUUUUCAGGAUGCUGAGCCUGAUGUCCUUGUACACUCUACUUCGGCAAUUUUAGAGCGUUUUAGUGAGAAGGGAAUCCAGUGCAAUGUUGCUCUAAAAGCUCUAUGCAAGAAAAAGGGUCUCCAAAUAGAGGGAGCUAAUCUGAUUGGAGUUGAUAGUCUUGGCAUUGAUGUUAGAGUUUUCUCUGGAGUGGAAGUACAGACUCGUCGUUUUCCGUUCAAAAUUCGGGCUGUGUCCACAACGGCAGCUGAAAAGCAAAUCCGACAACUACUCUUCCCCCGGUCUCGCCGUAAGAAAUGCCAGUGUCAUGGAGAUAAGCUUUGAGGUCCAGCUAUGGGCAUCUAUGUCAUCCGGACUCACAAUUUAGCAUCGGAUAUACGAGUGUUGGACAUGGAUAUGCUCAAUUACUUGGGCCAUAUUCAUAUCUUAAUAUCCAUAUUCAAAUGCGAUGUGGCAUUGAUGUUGGAUAUCGAGUAUUUUAAGAAAAAUGAAGCGACCAUGUAACAUA